UACCAGCUGUAGUUGUGAUAGGCCAAUUUGUGUUUUGCAAGCGAAUUUUGAUUUUUUAUAUAUAAAAAUAAGAAAAAAUAAAAGUUUAAUAGAUUGAAAUUUCAGAAAUAUUAAUAGGAAAAGAGAAAAAACGAAAUUGCAGUGUUCAGCGCGUGUGAAGUGAGUGAAAAAGAGCGUAAAAAUACCACCGAGUGUUGUUUAAAACGAAAGAAGCUAAAAGUCCAAUCAGAGUUGACACAAUGGAGGAGUGAUAAAGUAUUGGUGGUCUUCCCUGUGAAAGAAAAGUUCUUUAUAAGGUCAAAAAGUGGUUCCCAAUUCUCUCCCGUUACAAUGUUUAUGGACACACCAAAAUUGCAACCAAUUUCCAAAAGUAAACCGAAACCAAGUGAAAAUGUGCCUUCUAGCAGCAGCAGCAGUAGUAGUGGUAGUAGUGUUAACAGCACCAACAACAGUAAUAACAACAACAGUGGCGGCAGUGGAGGCGGCUCCAACAACACCAGCCGUAACAAUAAUAACACCACCGGCAGUGGCAAUAACAAAAACCCUUUUGUCUCAUCUAUGCCAACAGCAACAACGGACGAUAACAACCGUGCCAAUGGCGGUAGCGGUGGCAGCGCAGGCGGAGGAGAACGACGCAACAAUACCAACAACACGUACCGGAAAAAUAGCUGCAGUCCAAGUUUUGUGAAAAACUUUAAUUCCCGCUUCCACGACGAUUUCGAUCGGAAUUACUAUCAUCGGAACAACUAUAGUAACGGAAAUUGGAACAAUAACAACAAUCACAGCAAUUGGAAAACUAACUGGAAUGAUAAUUCCAUAAUACACUGGACACCCAAGUGUAAUUCCAAUUCCAAUAAUAACAACAACAACAAUAAAUAUCGCCACGAUAGAAACUUCACUGCAGGCAGCUAUUCCGAUGAUGUGGAUGUGAGGAAUUUUGAAAAAUCAAAUAAUAAUCGGAAUUCCAGUCGAGACUUUUUAUAUGAAAACAACAACAACAACAGCAAUAGUCGAGAUUCCUGUUAUAAAAAUUCAAGAACAGCAACGCCACCUCCCAGAAGCAGCAAAAGUUCAGAUCGUGGCUUGGCGAAAGAGGAAAUCAAAGUAGAAAAGAAGGAAACGCUUUCAAAAAAAUCGGAGAAAAGAGAAGCACCUUGUAUUUCGAAAUCGGAAAAAAGUGAAAAGGACAAGUCAUCGCCCAAGGCGGAAAAACGAAGAAAAGUUGCUGAUGAGGAGUCAGUAGCACCGUCUGAGGGAGAUUUAGUGGAAAAUAAAGUUAAAGAGAAAUCAGGGGAUUUGAAAUCUUCUCCCAAAAGCGCGAAAAAGAAGGUGGUAAAUAAAGCAAAGGAAAAGAGUGUAAAGAAGAAACCUUUGGAAAAACCAAAAAAUUUGGACUUGGCAAAGGAGAAUUCUGUUAAGAAACCCAUUGUUGCGGAAACUCUCCCCAAGAAGAGGCCGGAAAAGAAUUUGAAAAAAUCAAAACCCUCACCCAAAGCCCAGGGGAAAAAAUUGAAAGGAAACGAUACCCCUCUAAACAAUAUCGUUAAGCAUCCCAUCAGAGUACCGCUGAAAAACUGUACCCCCAAAAAACCCAACCUCAAAACCUCGCCAAAGGCAAGGAAUUUUAAAUCGCCAGCUAGGGGCGGUAAUUCAAAAACGAAAUUAACAAAAUCCCCUGAAACGUGUAAGGCCACCAUAGCGGUUGCAGAUACCACUGGUGAUAAGAACACACCAGCCGAUUCUAGCUCAAAAGACCAGGGCGAUUUAAAAGAGGAAUCUUCUGCGCCGGCCAAAGAACCUGGGGAAGGGGAUAAAGAAAAUAGCCACAAUCCGGUGGAGAUUGUCUGUGAUACCACCCAUCCAGAGGAAUUUGAGAUUGCCAAUAACUCCGGUGAAAAUUUGGAUCUUCCCGAACCCGUAUAUGAACAUAUGCCAAGUGUUUUGAAUGCCAAUUCCUCACAAGACGAAGAAGACACGGAUCAUCUGGAAGAGGCCAUCAACAAAGUAAACAAUUAUUUGGAAAAUCAAACGCAACAUCAGAUUCCCUUAGGAGAAGAAGAAGUUGUGACCCCCGAGGAGGAUCUCUUUAAGGAACCAGUAUUAGAUUACCCCAAUCAUAACAGCCAACCGCUAGCAGCAGCUCCACCUCGGCCAACUCCAAGUGAAAGUCAAAACAAGGAGUUUCAAUUGCCGAAAAUAUCCUUGAUACCCAUUGCCAGGUUAAUUGCCAGCGAGGGAACAUCUCUGGCCAUAGAUCUUGGCUCCAAACCACCAACAAAUAACAACAACAACACCACACCCCAUAAACAUCCUCACCCACCACAUCCGAUCAUUUUCAAACCCAACCUCAUCAAACGUAAACGUAACGUCUCAACAUGCAGCAAUACCUCGACGAGCAGCAACACAGCCACCGCUGCCGAUAACAUCAUCGAGAAGCUGGUGACUAUGAACAAGAACAACAUACGCGACAUUAUCAACAAUAGCAACACAAAAUACGACGAAGCACUCAAGGCUCAGGCCCGUAAACGUUUGCGCGAAGAGAUACGCGAUCAAUUGCGUUCGUUAUACAUUGAACCCAUAAAGGAUCCGGUUAGUUCGGAAUUUGUCCCAGACGAAAUUGUCGAUUCCAUACACAUACCUGAUUUGCUGCUGGAAGAGAUACGCAAGGCUCUGGGUUACGAGGAGUCGCUGAGCUCGCAGCCAAUUAAAGUGAACAGACCUUGGAAUUGGAAAUUGUUGAGGAGAAAAUUGAAAAUAUCCCCGAAACAGAAGACAAGGGAAGGUUUUUGGGAACAGCGGAACAGAAAAUUGAAAAUUCCACUGGAACGGAAGGCGAUACACCCCAUCCAAACGAGAGGCAAAUUGAGUAGCGUUGCCGAAAAUUUUGAAAAUAUAACUGAAACAGAAACUAGACUUCCAGAGGGGAGUAUUAUCGAACCCAUUGUUCACAUUGAGGAACCCAAUCAUAGGGCUUCAGAUCCGGAGACCAGUAGCUUAAAUAAGCAAACAGAACCUCUACAAAUCUUAGAUUCUCCUCCCAAUCUGCCACAAGUAAAAAUCACCACAACCAUGGCUGAGGAAUCGCCAAAUUUAACCUGCAUUAAAAGGGAACCCAGUGAGGAAGGCUCCACCACCACCUCCCCCGCCACCAUUACCACUCCCCAAAAAGAAGAACCGAAAUCAAAGAAAAAAGCCAAACACUAUAGGAAACACAAAGAAUCUCACCAAAAAUCCGAAAAACGUCACAAGGCACGCAAAGAGGCCGCCAUAGCUGCCGAAGUCAUUUGCCUUGACUCAUCAUCAGCCUCAUCGGCCAGUAGCUCAUCAUCUUCUUCAUCCUCCUCCUCAUCAUCAUCCUCCUCGUCAUCUUCCUCCUCCUCCUCCAGUGAGUCGGAGGAAACAGACACCUCCCUCAAAUCCUCUUCAUCGGCCGUCAAGCGAAAGAGGCUAAAACUUAAAGUCGAUGCAGAAAAUGUUGUCGAUAGCUUUGAGAAACUUAUCCUGCCCAGCCUAAGUGAAUCUCUCAUUGAACGCUAUCGCAGUAAAUAUUCCAACUCCACCCACACGAAACUGCAUUUUAUCUCGUGCAUUUGUGUUAGUGAAUAUAACUCGGAGAAAUUCUCCAAACUGGAAGUGGCCAAGAUACAAAGGAACCUCAAGUCUACCGACUGUUCCAUGGCCUUGGAAUUUCUGAUGAGAGAAAUUGUAAAUGUAUUUAAUAAACAGAAACAGGUUGCCAAGCUGGGUGAGCAGAAUGGGAAUAGGAAAAUAAGUACCUCCUCCUCCAACAAGGAUUCGCCACAAAAGCCGGGUAGAGACUUGGAAAAAAAUGUCAAGUCUGCAGAAAAUGGCAAGGAAGGAAUGCAAAAACAUGUCGACAAGGCCUUGAUGGUGUCUAGAGAAGACAUGAAGACAACCCCUCAACCGGUGGUGACACCACCCUUAGCAACAGCAGCUACAGCCGUGGAUGCUACCCAUCCCAAUCAUGCCCCAAGUGAAAUAACUAAAGCCACUGAAACAACACCACCAACAUGCCACAAAACCUCCAACGGCUUGAAGCCCCACAAAGAGGAAUCAUCAGCCCAACAUCAUCUCAAUCGGAUUAAUCAGCUACAAAGAGAAACGGAAAAUCAAUUCAAUCAUAUCAGAACGUUAACGAAUCUAAGCAACACCUCCGACUACAAUCUCCUACCACUGGAUACCAGUUCCAUACGUUUCAAUGCCAGCAUAUUUGAUUAUCCCUCCUCAUCGACGACGGCAGUGCCGGCAUUUACCACCCAACCACCCACAUUUCCAGCCCUCGAUCUGGAAUUGUUGAAAAAACAAAGUCCCAUUGGCGAGGCGGUGGUCAAUAAUCUACGGGAAAUCGAUGUCAAGCUCAUGGAACUACACAAACGGAAAAUGUACAUCGAAGAAAUGAUCCUAAAACUGCAAAAAGAUAAAAUGGAUACGGAUCUGCUCACCAUAAAACUGCAAAAUGAGAAAUUUAUACUCCUCAACACAGCCAUGACGGCGAAUGUAACCACCUCGGCGGCUCCGGAGAAAUGUAAAAAACUCUUUGAGUCCAUCAACCUGAAGAAUAUUAAAACCGAAACCGUGGACAUUACCGAUGAUGAGCAGCAGCAUCCAUCACCUCCACUCUUAGCAAAAAGUAAGAGCCAUGAGGAGGUGGCCAAUAUUUCCUCAAGAUUGGGCGAGGAACGUCAUAGGACCACAAGUGAGUCCUCCUCACAUAAUCCAGGCGUAACCAAAGCCAUAGAUUCUAAUCCCAAAGAUGAUAUAACAACGUCCUCCACUGCUCGACAUAAAUCUCCCGCCGCCAGACGUAAAUCCACAACGGAGAAAUCAAAACGUAAAAACUCCUCCGACUCCAUUCACGUGGGCGAAACCUUUAAGCGUUUGUGUCGUCAGGCCCAGAAGGCCUCAAGUGAAAAUCGGGAGGUGAGCAGCAGUGGUAAUAAAAAUAAUGACAACAGUAGACCCACAACCCCCGCCGAGGAACCAAGGAAAAAAUCCAAUAAAAAUUCACGAAAGAAUUCUGAAGGCAAAAGUUCCAGGGUGAAAAAACACAAAAACGAAAAUAAAAAACAGAAACAAGAAACGGAAACACAGAAUGGGGCAACAGAAGUAAACAUCGGCACCCCAAGUGACACACCAAAGACCAGCACAAGUUCAACACUAUCACCGGUACAAGAAAGUACACCACCACAACGAUCACCAUCACCGCUGCCACCACACACUACAUCCUCCUUAGCCCCAUCACCACGCCCCGCAUCAUCGCUCUCUAAUGCCAGCCAUGAUACCAUCGCAACUGCUACUACAAAUAUUCCUCCUCCAACGGGAGAUUGUGAUAAUUUCCAAAAAUACAAAAAUAUGCCCUGCCGCCUACUGGAGAAUCUGCAAUCGCCCAUUGCCCAAAUACGUAUUUAUCAAAAUUCCAUUCUGGCCUCAACGGAAGAUGGUAAAAUAUUCAUGUUCAAUGCCUCCACAUUGGAGUUGGUGAACACUUUCAAUAAACACACUGAGGCCAUAACCCAAAUGUAUUUGUGUGAGGAUAAGGGUUAUUUGUUUACCACCUCCCUGGAUGGUUACAUGAAGAAGUCACUAUUGGAGAACCUAUCAUCGGGUACACAAUCGGUAUAUUUAAAAGAACCACUGCAAACAUUGGACAUACAAUGGGACACAGCAUUUACUGGUAGUAGAUGGGGCAACAUCUAUACAACUAACAUAUCGGCAAAUGUACGCUCUGCAGCUCUAUUGUGCUCCACCGAGUCCUCGAUUCUCACCAUCAAAGCCGCCAAAGAAGGGGCACGCAAGGUAUUGAUUGUCAGUUCCAAAGGUAAUCUCAUACAUGUGCGUGAUGCCUCUUCGGGAUUAUUGUUGAGGACAUUCGAUGUACCCGAUUGCAUAAAUAUAUACAGUAUAUUGUUGAACGAUGGUCUCCUCUAUUGUGGAACACAGAAAAAGGAAAUACGCAAAUAUGAUUUUGUGUCUGGGGCACCUGUGGGUUCGAUUACCUGCGGCAAUGGAGCCGUUAGCAUGCUCAUGUUCAGAAACAAAUACAUGUUUGUGGGUUGUUAUGAUGGCUUUAUAUAUGUCAUUGACAAAGAGACGGGACGUCAAAUAACACGCUUGACUGGCUCAGGCAAAAUGAUUUUGACCCUGGAAAUUGUUGGCGAUAAGGUCAUCACAUCAGCCAAGGAUGCCAGCAUGAAAAUCAUAAAUAUACCCACAUUUUGUUUAACAGAUUCACUUUGAAGAAAUAACUCGCAAAUUGAAUCUGGAUCAUUGGAUUAACUAAACUAAUCAUGGAGAUUAACAAGCAAAGAAAUGGAAAAAGAAAAAAACUUACUAAAAUUUGUUCAUAUAAUGUUAAUAUAUAAUAUAUAUUAUAAUUCAAAUUUAAAAUUUUUUUAUUCAAGUUAUGUUUGUCGUCUUAACUACUAUUUAGAAUAUAAUUUACAUAAUUCUUAUUAUGUUUCUUAUCAGAAAAAAUAUGUAUUCUAUUAAGAAAUAUUCAUACAUACAUGUAGGCAUAUAAUUUGUUCUCUCUUUUUUUUAGGUUUGGUAUAUUUCAUAUACCAACGCAUUAUGUUUUCUUUUAUAAAAAAAUGUGUAUAUUUUGUUUUUAAUUUUUUUUUCUUUGUUAUAUAAAACAAAAACACUUGCAGUAAACUCAAUUGUAAAGAAGAAAAAGAGAUAUCAAUGAGAUAAGUAAUAAAAUAAUAAUAUUUUGUAAUCGUGAGUACUAUACAAUAAAUAACAGAAAAAAUCUUGCGGCUAUUGUGUCCUGGA
Musca domestica (house fly) is the source of this 6795-nucleotide messenger RNA. Its product is annotated as bromodomain-containing protein DDB_G0270170. Gene Ontology annotation, molecular function: RNA binding; protein binding. Lineage: Eukaryota; Metazoa; Arthropoda; Insecta; Diptera; Muscidae. The record is from RefSeq and is a predicted model, not a curated record.